GGAUAUUGACGUUUCUUGAAUUGGAUAGUAGCAGUAAUAGCAAAAAGGCACAGAAAUAUUUUGUAUUUUUUUGCAGAAAAUUCUAAUCUUCAGCUGAAACUACCCUCCGAAAACCAUCAAUUUGAGCGUUUAUCUGACGCUCUAUAACAUUCUAAACGUGAUUCGUGUUUAAUUUGAUGUAGCGGUACCGUUUAGGAUGCUUUUGAUGUGAUAGAAAUGGCGGCUACUAGAAAAUUACAAGGGGAAAUAGAUCGCUGUUUAAAAAAAGUAACAGAAGGUGUCGAAACGUUCGAAGACAUUUGGCAAAAGGUUCACAAUGCAGCCAACACCAACCAAAAGGAAAAGUACGAGGCCGACCUCAAAAAGGAAAUCAAGAAGUUGCAGAGACUUCGAGAUCAGAUCAAAAGUUGGAUAGCGUCCGGAGAAAUCAAGGACAAGAGUAUUCUAAUGGACAAUAGAAAACUUAUUGAAACACAAAUGGAAAGGUUCAAAGUGGUAGAGAGAGAAACAAAAACAAAAGCAUACUCGAAAGAAGGUUUAGGAGCAGCCCAAAAAUUAGACCCUGUACAGAAGGAGAGAGAAGAGAUGCAACAUUGGCUAAACACCUCCAUAGAUGAAUUGUCGAUACAGGGCGAUUCCUUUGAAAGCGAAAUAGAACAAUUACAAUCUAAAGGUAAAAAGAAGCUAGAUAAAGACAAGCAGGAGAGGAUGGACGAGUUGAAAACCCGAUUAGAAAGACAUAGGUUUCACAUACAAAAGUUGGAGGCGUUACUGCGCAUGCUAGUAAAUGAAUCAGUGGAAGCGAAACAGAUCAAACCAAUAAAAGAGAAUGUAGAUUAUUACAUAGAAUCAUGGAAAGAUCCCGACUUUGAAGAUAACGAGUUCAUCUAUGAUGAUAUUGUAGGUUUGGAUGAAGUUGAACUAUCUGGAGUUGGUUUACCUUCCUCAGCUACAACUGACAGUAAUGAUACAGGAGGAACCCCGACGUCCAUGAUAUCGGGAUCGUCGCCCGUACCGUCGCCGCCACCCAUCAACUGUCAAAAUUCCAUUGGUUUCAAUCAUUCCAGCAUCGAGCCCGUCCUGUCUGAAGAGAAGAAGAUUGUACAGAAGGAGGUCCAACCACCACCACCACCCAAGCCAAUUAAACCCAUACCAAUAAGAGCAUCCGUAGCGACGUCCCUGAAUAGUAGUACGAAUUCGAUUUUGAAUUAUAGUAUUGCUAGUGUAACGUCAACGCCAUCUGGCAAAUCGACAGUUUUAACGUCGACGCCAACCAAACCUCCGACCCUUUCGAUUCGGGAAACUUCACCUGUGAUGCCCAACAUGACGACAGUUAGCAAUUUCGCCGCGGUUGCCGCCAACAAUUUGAACAAACCCACGACGAAUAAUAUCGAGAAUAAUACGAUUAAUGUGACGCCGCAGCAACCCUUGUCCAAUAAUUUGUCUAACAAUUUGAUUGCUGCGGCGGUGGCCAAAGUUCACAUCGACGUUUUGCCCAAUAACGUCCUCAUGGACAGUCCGGAGUUGGAUAAUAGUAUCAUAAGGACGACGCCACCUUUACAGGUGACAAACGAUCUUGUACAAUUAAGUGUUGAGAAUGGUACUGUUGAUGAAAAGAUCUCAGAAGGGUUGUCAACCCUGAAAACGAUGGCCCAACAAGCAAUAGACAGGGCAGCACUCGAAACGCAACAACAAGUCCAACCCCAAGUGAUUCUGGAUCCGCCUCGAAGUCAAAGUCAGGCGAAAACAGAAGCUCACAUACCUCCACUUUUGGGUGUUGCACCCUUAGGAGCUGUACCUCUCCAAAAAGAACACCAGCAACAGUUCCAACUGAUGGAGCCCGCUUACUAUCACAUGCCUCAUCCUUCCGAUACCGAAAGGAUACGGACUUAUUUGCCUAGGAAUCCCUUUAAUACACCUUCGUAUUACAUACAAAUCCCUCUGUUCAAUUCAGAUACUCCUGAAUUUUAUCAGAGGUUAGGCACUGAAACUUUAUUUUUUGUGUUUUACUACAUGGAGGGCACGAAGGCUCAGUAUUUGGCAGCGAAAGCUUUAAAAAAGCAAAGCUGGCGGUUUCACACGAAGUACAUGAUGUGGUUUCAAAGGCACGAGGAGCCCAAGAUUAUUAACGAAGAAUACGAACAGGGAACGUAUAUCUAUUUCGAUUAUGAGAAAUGGGGGCAGAGGAAAAAGGAAGGCUUCACAUUUGAAUAUAAGUACCUAGAAGAUAGAGACCUUAAUUAAAUUUAUUUAUAGAA
Messenger RNA from Ceutorhynchus assimilis (cabbage seed weevil), 2258 nucleotides. Lineage: Eukaryota; Metazoa; Arthropoda; Insecta; Coleoptera; Curculionidae. The record is from the annotation of a GenBank genome assembly.